CCGCGCUCAGUCCACGAUGGAGACGCUGUCCCAGGAUUCCCUGCUGGAAUGUCAGAUCUGUUUCAAUUAUUACAGCCCCCGGCGAAGGCCCAAGUUGCUGGAUUGCAAGCACACCUGCUGCUCGGUGUGCCUGCAGCAGAUGAGGACGAGCCAGAAGGACGUGAGGUGCCCCUGGUGCCGCGGCAUCACCAAGCUGCCCCCGGGCUUCUCCGUGUCGCAGCUCCCCGACGACCCCGAGGUCCUGGCUGUCAUCGCCAUUCCGCACACUUCCGAGCACACCCCCGUCUUCAUUAAACUCCCCAGCAACGGGUGCUACAUGCUGCCCCUGCCCAUCUCCAAGGAGCGUGCGCUGCUGCCCGGCGACAUGGGCUGCCGCCUGCUGCCCGGGAGCCAGCAGAAGUCUGUCACCGUGGUGACCAUCCCUGCAGAACAGCAGCCUCUGCAAGGCGGGGCUCCGCAGGAGGCGGCGGCGGAGGAGCCCGACAGGCGGGGCGUGGUGAAGAGCUCCACCUGGUCGGGGGUGUGCACUGUCAUCUUGGUGGCCUGCGUCCUGGUCUUCCUGCUCGGCAUCGUGCUCCACAACAUGUCCUGCAUUUCUAAGCGCUUCACUGUGAUAUCCUGUGGCUGAAGAGGCUGCAGGAAGUGUCUUGUGGGUGCCAACUUAGGGGUUGAGCGGGUGUUGGUGAGGGGAUCCCGGUGAGAAGAUGGGGGGCGACACUGACCAUUUGGUGCCGAGCACUGGCCUCUGGGGUUGCCACUUGGUUCACCCGAAGACAGACAUGAGGGGCAGAAGGUGAGGUCUCAACAAGGUACCAGGCGAAUUGUUCUGAGUAUUGAUGGCAACGGCUUUGCCAAUGAG
Messenger RNA from Galeopterus variegatus (Sunda flying lemur), 859 nucleotides. It is a transcript of the gene RNF152, whose product is annotated as ring finger protein 152. Gene Ontology annotation, biological process: negative regulation of TORC1 signaling; protein polyubiquitination; apoptotic process. Gene Ontology annotation, cellular component: lysosome; lysosomal membrane. The coding region runs from base 17 to 628 and encodes 203 amino acids. The record is from RefSeq and is a predicted model, not a curated record. The transcript has a single exon. Gene Ontology annotation, molecular function: ubiquitin protein ligase activity. NCBI's taxonomy places the organism in Eukaryota, Metazoa, Chordata, Mammalia, Dermoptera, Cynocephalidae.